This is a messenger RNA of Drosophila hydei, 435 nucleotides long. RefSeq lists its product as uncharacterized. The record is from RefSeq and is a predicted model, not a curated record. The transcript has 2 exons. Lineage: Eukaryota; Metazoa; Arthropoda; Insecta; Diptera; Drosophilidae. The coding region runs from base 47 to 283 and encodes 78 amino acids.
GCGAGCACUGAGGCAAGCAGUACAAACUCACAACUCAAGCGCAAACAUGUUCAACAAGACCUUUUUCGUUGCCCUCCUUUUCUGCGCCUGCUAUUUGGGCGCUACCUGGGCACGCCCCCAGCUGCCCCAGCUGCCGCAGCUACCUAUACCUGGAGCCGAAGCUCUACCCAUUGGCAGUGUGGGCAGCGCUGUUGGUUCGGCAAUCGGCGCAGCCACCGGAGGCCUCGCUGGCGGCAGCCUCGUGCCGCAGCUGCCGCUGGGCGGUCAAAAAAAGCUUCUCUAAGCCACAGCAACGCACACAACAAAUCCCAACACGCAAAUGUCAAAUGGAAUGCCAAAACUAAAUCUAUUCAACUGUCAACAAUUAUUAACUGAAACCUUGCAUAAUUAAGCUUAUCUUAAAGAAAAUGAAGUAAAACUUAUUCACAUAAACUA